GUGCUGUCCAUUGGAAUACUAUCCACCAGACCACAUCAACGAUCUUUCAAUCCCAAAGCAUCAGACUUCUUCAAUCAAAAUAAUAAAAUCGAAAGCCGAGAAACCGCUACGCAUCUAGUAACGAUUUACAUCCCCAGAGAUCCACAGUCGACUUGCCUACCUCCGCUAUUCCGGACCUUGAGUUGCUGGCUGUUGGAACGCGCAUAAGGCCAACGAGGAACCCCGGCCGCCCUUUUACCUCCGAACCCAUUUGAACCACACCGCAUCCCCCACUCACAUCCAUAUCCGGAACCGACAAGAUGGCAGAGCGGCAACUACAGCAGAUCUUGACGCAGCUCAAGUCGCAACAGCUCGCCUACGCGGACGCAGCCAAGCUCCUCUCGAAAGCGAAGCUCCUCCUCCUGCAGCUCGGCGCACUUACACCCAAGACCACGACGACGACAUCAAGCUCAACAAGCAGCGGCAAGGGCAAGAGCAGCAGCAGCGGCGGUGCAUCACCAUCGGCGGCACAGCUCGCCCUGGCCCGGGAGACGUACGAACAGGGAGCGCUGUACUCGAUCCGGGCCAAGAACGCCGACGGCUUCACGCGCUACGUACAGCAGCUCUCGCCGCUGUACGAGCUCCCCGCCAACGUGCUGCCCCCUAACCUGCCCGAGCGCAACAAGGUCACGGGCCUGUACCUGCUGCUGCUCCUCACCCAGGGACGCUACGCCGAGUUCCACUCGGAGCUCGAGGCCCUGUCCACCCGCGAGGGCGGUGGCGGCAGCGUCGACGUCGAGGGUGACCGCUACCUUGGCUACCCCAUCCGGCUCGAGAGGUGGCUGAUGGAGGGCAGCUACGACCGCGUCUGGAAGGCUAUGAAGAAGGGCGAGGUGCCCUGCGAGGAGUAUGGUGUCUUUUCAGAGAUCCUGACCAUUCAAAUACGGGCCGAGAUCGCCUCAAGCAGCGAGCGUGCCUACCCGUCUCUGCCUAUCUCCUCCACCAAGUCUCUUCUGUUCCUGGAGUCAGAGGGUGCCGUUGUAGAGUUCGCCAAGCGUCGCGGCUGGACUGUCCGCGACGGCCACAUUUACUUCCCCACCGCCGGUGCCGAGGAUGGUGAGCCCGAGAAGCCCGUAAGCCUGUCGUUCAUCGAGAACACCCUUGGUUACGCCCGUGAGCUGGAGACUAUCGUCUAGAGCUGGGGCGCGCGGCAGUGAUUUGGAAGGUGUGAGGGGGUAUGUGAGAGGUGACUGGGCCUUGGAUGGCGUAUAGCAACGCUGGGUUGGAAUCCACGGACGCAAGUCCCAGCGGGACAGGCUGGUUUCGAAGCUUGCUAGUCAGGUGCGCGGGGGAAGAGUUCAAGUUGGGGCAGUCGGACUUUUAGAGCCUUUGUAUUCCGAAGUGUAAUAAAGUAACAUAGACUCAAGACGCCCCUACGGCCCACCUACGUUCAUCCACGAGCGGCUCACGUGCAAAUAUGUCAAAAUGGCAUGUAAACAUUUUCUCUAACAUCUCCGACAACUGAUCACGCUAAGACAACUAGGAAAAAGAUAAAAUAAAGAAAAGAGA
Pyricularia oryzae 70-15 is the source of this 1548-nucleotide messenger RNA. Its product is annotated as 26S proteasome non-ATPase regulatory subunit 8. The transcript has 2 exons. Gene Ontology annotation, cellular component: proteasome regulatory particle; proteasome regulatory particle, lid subcomplex; nucleus. The record is from RefSeq and is a predicted model, not a curated record. Bases 300 to 1175 code for a protein of 291 amino acids. NCBI's taxonomy places the organism in Eukaryota, Fungi, Ascomycota, Sordariomycetes, Magnaporthales, Pyriculariaceae. Gene Ontology annotation, biological process: proteasome-mediated ubiquitin-dependent protein catabolic process.